Molecule: messenger RNA, 4824 nt
Organism: Empidonax traillii (willow flycatcher)
Lineage: Eukaryota; Metazoa; Chordata; Aves; Passeriformes; Tyrannidae
Gene: RD3
Product: retinal degeneration 3, GUCY2D regulator
Exons: 3
Coding region: 480-1073 (197 amino acids)
Source: RefSeq, a predicted model, not a curated record
GCCGGGACAGCCCCGGGGCUCCGAUCCGGCGGGGCGACGGCCACGAGGCGAAGGGAGCAAACUCCGCGUUACCGCAUUCAGAAAGUCCUGGGGCUGUGAAGUACGUUCAUUUCUUCAAAGUGCCAGCUCAGCUGCAGGUUAGAAAACCCCACAAAGUUUUCAUGUUUUGGAAGGACUUUUAAACAAGUGCCGAAGUCUGGCUAAGCCGAGAGGUGCCAGCUCUUUGCCGGGUGACUGUGCCUGUGGAAGUGCUGGACCGAGCCCUAAUCGCUCAAAAGCACUGCCGUAAGCCCAGCUGUUAUCCCUCGUCAGCAGGGCUAAUCCAUGCCCCAGUGUAGGUUUAAGCUUGCUGUGCCAGUUUAGAGGGCUUGACUUCAAGCCACGUCCUCCUUCUGGUACCCUCUCCGCUCGCUCCGCGUCCGUCUGUCCGUACAAGCAGCGGGAGCGCUGGUGCCAAAGGGAAGAACACACAGAGCACUAUGUCACUGGCAUCCUGGUUCAGGUGGAAUGAGCCCCCAAGCCGCAUUUCCCAGAGGAGCCCCACAGAAAUGGUGGUGGAAACGCUAAUGAUGGAGCUGAGCUGGCAGAUCAAGCAGGCCGAGAAGCAGCAGCGAGAGCGGGAGAAUGAAUAUCGCAAGAUCAAGACUGGGGUGGACUACGGCUGGCUGGUCAGCUAUCCAAAGCACAGCUACGAUAUCAGCCCAGGAGAGCGGCUGCAGCUGGAGGAUAUGUGUACCAAAAUACAUCCUUCCUACUGUGGGCCUGUCAUAGUCAGAUUCCGGCAAGUUGUUGCUGAAUAUGAACCAGAAGCACAGGAAGUAUCCCGGCUCUUCCGGUCUGUCCUGCAGGAAGCUGCUGACAAGAUCAAAGAGGAGGAAGAGGCCAAGAAGCUUGCCAGGCAAUGGAACACAAAGAACAGAACCAGUCUCUCCUUAGCAACGUUUAAAUCUCGGUCCAGGAUUUCCCCGUUCAUCAGUGAUAUCAAGACCAUCUCCGAGGAUGUGGAACGGGGCACUCAGCCCACCAGAAGGGUUUGGAGCAUGCCAGAAUUUAGGAGCACCAAGGAUUUCUGACUCCAUACUGAAUAAGGUUUUUAGACAGUGAUCUUCCAAAAUCCCAGCUAACCCUUUUUUAGCUCUACUGUUUCUUCUUUCUUCCAGCUCUCUCUUCCUGCCUAUCUCUGUCUUGGAAGCUGUGUCCAUAGUAACUGCGGCUGAUGCCUGCAGUGGAUGAUACAAUUUAUUACCAAACAUGGUAGCCUUUCCUUUAAUUUAGUAGCUAUUGAGUAACCUUAAGGGCAAGGCUCACUUACUAUCUCAUUUUUAUUACUGCUCUUUUGUGGAAAAUGAAUUAGUUUUGCUAUGUCUGUCUUUCCCUUUCCCCUCCAGCCUGGAUUUAGUUAUCUAUAGAAACUUUUGGCUCAAGCUACUGAGAGCUGUUGCCUGGACCAAUCUUGCUGAAAGCAAGACAGCCACUUAAAUGAGUGAGGUUUGCAGGAUCAGGCUUGUGAGGUAAAGCUAGUAUCUGAUUUGGAACUGAACUUCCUUUUCCAACUAAUAGCCUUCCUCAGUGCUACAACAAACUUCACAGGUAACCUCAGCACUGCUCUUGAUCCACUUUUUGCUGACAGUUCACAAUCCAACCUGUGCAGAAAGAGACCCAAGAUUUUUGAGAUUAAAGACCAAUAUUAUUCCACAACAACCAGUUUAUGCAUGUUCGGGUUUCUUGGGUAUUUUCUCCUUUGUGCAGGCAGAACCCCCUGAACCUUGCACUUGCAGAGUAGACAGAAAUUGAACAACCUGCUAUGUAGAUAUACAGGUGGAUACCUCAGAGCUGAGUCAAAUGCUGUUGUGGGUCCUCAGUGCUCUGUUGCUGAGGUAAGUGCUCCACCCCACACUUCAGUAAUAAAUCAGAGGGUUGAAAUUAAUGUUUAAGGUCAAGCCUGAAAGAGUACUGAGGCAGAGUAUCCAUGUACAGAGAAGGGUUAAGAGACUCAGCAUUCAUCCCCAGGGCUCUUUGUACAGCAGCAACAGGUGAGAUCAUAUGAACAGUUUGCUGCUGUGAGUGUCUGAAGGGCUCUGGCAGAGGAGUGUUCUCAUGAGAGCUUGAAGAAGCGGGAAAAUGCCAUUAAGAAAAAGCUGACAGAGCCCUAAGUCACCAUCCACAGGGAGACCUCUUACAGGACAGCACACUGUGAAAGUCAGGGGUCCUGAAGAGAACCCAAGGGCUAGAAUGCUUUGUGGUGACCAAGGGAAGAUGGGGAAGGAAGAGAGGGAUUUGGAUGUAUGACUGGCUUUUGGGGAAUCAUCCCAGUGGGGUAUAGCCUCCUGGAGGACCCUGUAGCUUUGUUGUUCUUUUGUCCGUUUCCAGCUCUUUUCCCUGGGGAUCAUUGCAACAGCGUGGAGGUUCUACAGCCAAGAGAAAACCCUUUGAAGCUCUGCCAACUCUGUGAAGAAUUCCAGUGCAUGAAAUCUAUCCUAGAGUAGAAAUGCAUGGUUUCUUCCAGAGAUGGAGGAAGGCAGAAUAAAACAAAGAUCAAGAUCAAACCCUUAAGAGCUCUCUAAAACUGUGAGAUUCUGGCUCUUCCUUUCUUCCCUCUGGGCUAUGUAAGAUUGAAGACAAGGCUUUCUUACUAGCACCAGGCUGUAGUUUCUUGUCCCUCGGUAAACACUGCUGCCAGCAACCCUCCUAGGGACAGAUAGCAGAAGCUCACCUUGGGGCUUCCAAAUACAGCAUCCAGUUUGGGACAAACUAUUUCAACUCUAGGUCAGUGAGGGAGAGUUUAAAGCCUUCCGACAAUCAGCUUAGUAUUUUUCAGCCGUACGUCCUUGUGAAGUAACGUGAUUGUGUAUAUGAAGUAAAAACAAAGGUUUGAGAUACUUAGCAUAGCCUUAGCUGUCUAGAAGACGUAGGAUCUCUAGCAAGGGAUCAUCACAAUUUUCAGGAAAAUUCUUGGGUUUUUUUAAUAUUUGCAAGCCACUGUAUGGUACUGAAGGCCGAGAUGAUUUCAUGAAUUUCCUGCUACAGCGCUGUAGUCAUUUUAUUUGCACUUAUGUUCUAUUUGACACUUUCAGUAUUGACUGUAUUGAUGCAAUGUUUGAUGGAGUGCUGGGAGACACGGGACAUUUUGACACAUUGACAUAAAGCUCUUUGUUACAGUACAGUGUCAAUAGUGUGCUCACUCUUAAGGAAAAUCAGGAGUAAGUAACUUCCCUACACCAAUGUACAAAGCCAAGGAAAUCACCUGAAGGGUGUUUACACUAUCACAGCAGCCUAUGAUCAUGCUGUGCCCUUCAUUAACAAACUUCUAGCUAGCAGAUACCAUUCUCCUGCAAGAGCUAGCAAAGGGAGACAAAUCUGACCUUUGGUGAAAACCCUGCUUGUUAUGGAGGCCAGGCUGUGGCAGUGCUUGUGACAGCUGUUUUGUUUCAACUUACCCAGCAUUUCUAAUUCCACAACAAAAUGUAAUCCAAACUCUUAAACCGUGUCACUCUCUCUGUACUGCUUCUGCAGGUUACAUGGGCUCACAGUAGGAUCUGAUGACAAAGGGAUAUUCAGACACCAAGCUGUGAGAGUUCUAUUCUUACCCUGUGUUAUCUAGUACUCUUAAAGGGAUAGAAGUACUACCAUGUUCACCUGUAGCCAGCCAUCUGGAGACUGACUGUGACCUUCUGCAUUGUGUGUGCAGCAGCAGGUACUGAAGCAGAGCUGGAGAAGUGGUUUGGACACACGACUGCUGCACUCUGCUUGUGGUGCUCCUUUUCCUUAGGAAUGCUGUAGACUGAAUCAUAAAAGAUCCUUUGGCCAUGGCAUGUAGCAACAACUACCCACUCAUGUUUGCCUUGUCCUAAUUCCACAUUUCUGUGUGGCUAAAUUUAGUGUCUCAGUUCAAACCAGGAUUGUCCCCACGUACCGUGCUAUGGUCCAUAGCACUGUGCACACACAGUGGGCAAACAAGAUUGCUUUUGGCUGAAGCUAACCCAUAUGAUCCAGGUGGCUCACAGCUCCAUAAAGCUGGACUAAUGGUGGUCUGAAAUAAGCCCUCACAAAAAUGUAGAGUGAACAUCAGGUCAUCACUGAUAACUGUCUGACUCUACAGCUCUGCUCCUCCGGGGCUGCACAACUUGCUAGCAUAGAAAAACUAAAUAAAACAUUUCUACACAGCCCUAAUGGGACCCUCCGAUCUGUUCUUGGCACCUCCCUAGAGCUAGUCCAGUGUUUUAAUUCUUUAGGAAGAAUAAAAAAUGAACUAGCAGCACAUCACCAUUAACGUACAAGAGGGAACUGAACAAGAAUCAUCCUAAAUCCUCAAAGAUUCUCUCAGAACUGAGCAAGGAUUUUGAUAUGAGCUCAGAGCAUUGCAGUUGGCCCAAUGCUGAUAGUGUUGUGCUGCCCAAAGGAUACUGUCACACCCAGCAGAAAGGCAGUCCGAUACUUGCUAUACAUUCCAAUAAAUAAUGGCAGCAGCUCAGUUGCACUGCUGGGCUUCCAAGGGCUAACACUUCUCAGAGGCACUACUCACCUGAGGGAGGCUGUGCAGCUCUGCUUCUGGGCCUUCUACAGAGGGGCCUGGUCUGGAGGCUGUGGCAGCCAGCAGGGGUGUGCAAUGCAGGAGGUGAGGCUCCUCACCCAUGUCGGCACAUAGUUCGGGCAGCUGUCACGCCACAGGGAACUGGAGUGAGCUCUGCGGGAAAUACCUGUCCGCUGACAUUGCACUGUUUAUAUAUUUCAUCAUGGAACCUUGGAGAAUUAAAGCAAAGCUGUGGAAUAUAAACCAACUGAUUUGCACUUGUUGUCUUUAAUUAAAGAUCUCCUGAAAUAUAA